AUGGCGUUCUUUGUCAACACCGCUAUCAACGCUGCGUCGAUCCCUGAGUCAGAGGAUAGUCCCACCCUCUUUGACCAAACAGCUACCCACCCCAUUGACGACGAGACCGUUUACAACGGUCUUGUCCAAGUCGCAGAAGGGAUCAAAGGUAAUUCCAAAAUUCUUUCUUGGAUUGUAAUCGAAAAGAUGCAACAGAGCUUCAUUUUCCCCUUCGGGCCCUUCGGGUUAGGUUGUGCACGUGGUUAUGCUCACUUUGGGAUGGCUCCCGUCACGGCAACUGAAGGUCACAGUGGUGGAGCUCAAGACAUGAAGCGAGAGAUCAAACAACCUCAACUGGUCUCAAAUCAUUGGAUUCUUGUACUAUGGAGGAUAGUCGCAGAGAUGGGGAACUCCGUCUCAAUGAUUACAUGUAAACUGGUCGAGGCCAUGUCGCUUGCAAUCGCUGAAGCUUCAUUGACAAAAUUCUCUGUCAACUCCCGUUAG
Messenger RNA from Colletotrichum lupini, 483 nucleotides. RefSeq lists its product as uncharacterized. NCBI's taxonomy places the organism in Eukaryota, Fungi, Ascomycota, Sordariomycetes, Glomerellales, Glomerellaceae. Bases 1 to 483 code for a protein of 160 amino acids. The record is from RefSeq and is a predicted model, not a curated record. The transcript has 5 exons.